This is a messenger RNA of Micropterus salmoides (largemouth bass), 1324 nucleotides long. RefSeq names its product casein kinase II subunit beta. Gene Ontology annotation, cellular component: cytoplasm; protein kinase CK2 complex. Gene Ontology annotation, molecular function: protein kinase regulator activity. The record is from RefSeq and is a predicted model, not a curated record. Lineage: Eukaryota; Metazoa; Chordata; Actinopteri; Centrarchiformes; Centrarchidae. The transcript is spliced from 7 exons. Bases 147 to 794 code for a protein of 215 amino acids.
GACUGUAGAUGAGAACAUGCGUCAUGAGGAACUUCAUUUUGAAAGGUCUGGUUGACCGGAAGACGUAACAUUACUUCUCAUCCGGGGAGCCGGGAUAAACUAACAUACGCUUGCAAGUUGAUGUGUUAACUAAUAUAGAAGGGAGGAUGAGCAGCUCAGAGGAGGUGUCCUGGAUAUCCUGGUUUUGUGGACUGAGAGGGAAUGAGUUCUUCUGUGAGGUUGAUGAAGACUACAUACAGGACAAGUUUAACCUGACAGGUUUGAAUGAGCAGGUGCCUCACUAUCGCCAGGCUUUGGACAUGAUUCUUGACCUGGAGCCAGAUGAAGAACUUGAAGAUAACCCCAAUCAGAGUGACUUAAUAGAGCAGGCGGCAGAGAUGCUCUAUGGGCUGAUACAUGCACGUUACAUCCUCACAAACAGAGGCAUUGCACAGAUGUUGGAAAAGUAUCAACAAGGGGAUUUUGGGUAUUGCCCCAGAGUCUAUUGUGAGAAUCAGCCAAUGCUUCCAAUUGGUUUGUCAGACAUUCCCGGAGAAGCAAUGGUGAAGCUUUAUUGCCCAAAGUGCAUGGAUGUUUACACCCCCAAAUCCUCCAGACACCACCACACAGAUGGAGCCUAUUUUGGGACAGGGUUCCCCCACAUGCUGUUCAUGGUGCACCCAGAGUAUCGUCCAAAACGACCAGCCAACCAGUUUGUGCCAAGGCUAUAUGGUUUCAAAAUUCACCCAAUGGCUUAUCAACUCCAACUUCAGGCUGCAUCAAGUUUCAAGAGCCCAGUCAAGACCAUUCGCUAAAACUCCUGGGUUAAUGAAGACAGUGGACUCAAAGACUUUGUUGUUUACAGCAUUGGAUUAUAUAGUCUCAGUGAAUGCCUGUACAGUUCCCCAAACCCGCCGCUGUGUUGACACUUUCAGAUUCAGACAUUUCCUCACAUUGUUAUUCUGUACAAUUACAAACAUGUAAUGAGGGUCAUUCUCCUGAUACAGGUUUGAACAUUAAUUGUCAUUGUCAGUCCAUCUUUUCACAUUUUAGGGUAGUUUCUCCAAGUGGCUUUAACUCUGAUAAUGAAAGCUACAAUGUGUUUUGUUUCUUAAUUGCAGGUGAUUGAAUGUAACAGGAAAAGUUACAGGUUUGCCUUAUCAGUUAUACAGUCAGUCAGAUUAUACUUUUCAUUGACGAUUGACUAAUUUUAACUCGUGCUGCAGAAUAGAUUUUGCAUGAGAUUAUUUUCUGUUAAAAUGAAGGAUUUUAUUUGAAAACAGCAAUAUGUGCUAAUAUGGUCAGGUGCUAUUUCCAAUAAACAUUGAAUACAACAUUGAAAGUA